Sungouiella intermedia is the source of this 870-nucleotide messenger RNA. Lineage: Eukaryota; Fungi; Ascomycota; Pichiomycetes; Serinales; Metschnikowiaceae. The record is from the annotation of a GenBank genome assembly.
AUGAGUAUCAGAAGCAAGCUCUCGUCGUUGAGAGAAUAUUUGACUCCAAUCAAUAAUGAGUCCAACUUCCGCAAAACUGGCGAAAUUACCCCGGAGGAAUUCGUCAAGGCUGGUGACUACUUGGUGUAUAAGUUUCCCACAUGGAAAUGGGGAACGUGCCCUCCAAACCUUCAGAAGAAGUUCUUACCCGCUGACAAGCAAUUUCUCAUCACCAAACACGUACCUCUGUACCAGCGCGUGGCAUCAUACUUACCUGAGUCCCAGGACGCCACCGAAGAUGACCAAGACCCUGACAGUGACAGCGAAUGGGUUCCACGCAUCAAUACCACCAGCAUCAAUGCCAUGAAGCAGCAACAACAGCAGCAAGACUUGGAUGAUUUGAUGGAUGAUAAUGUGGAGGAUGCGGUGGCCGAAGAUGAUCUUGAUGAGUUUACACAUAUUGAGUCCAAUGAGCUGAAUCUCCGCAAGUACGACCUCUACAUCUCGUACUCCACGUCGUAUCGUGUUCCCAAGAUGUAUUUGGUAGGGUUCAGCGCUAAUGGAAUCCCACUUUUGCCUCACCAAAUGUAUGAGGACAUCUCUGGCGAUUAUAAGGAUAAGACAGCCACCAUCGAGAACUUACCAAUGUCGUACAAUACUACCUCAGUGUCGAUUCAUCCAUGUAAGCACCUGUCGGUGAUGAAAGUGUUCAUGAAGCACGCCAAAGCGAAAGCUACGACGGACACGGAUUUGGCAGCGGAUUUGGACAAGUUGGAUUUGGAGUCUGAAGACGAUGGAAUCCGUGUGGACCAGUAUCUUGUGAUUUUUCUCAAAUUCAUUGCGAGUGUCACCCCGGGCAUCGAGUAUGAUUUCACCAUGGAUGCACUUUGA